CUCGCCCCUCUCCUUGGCCCUCCCUGUGUCACGUGGUUUCUGGCGGUUGGCCGGGCGCGCCCCUCCCGCCUCGACUUCCCGCCCGCCCCCGUCACGUGACGCGGCCGCACAGUGGCCUCAGCGGCCGCCAUGUUGUUGCGGGGCCCCGGGCCGGGCCGGGCCGGGCCGGGGAUGGCGACGGCGACGGCGACGUCCAGCAGCAACUGGCUCUCCGGGGUCAACGUGGUGCUGGUGAUGGCCUACGGGAGCCUGGUGUUUGUGCUGCUCUUCAUCUUCGUGAAAAGACAGAUAAUGCGCUUCGCCAUGAAGUCCCGCCGGGGGCCCCAUGUGCCGGUUGGACAACACGCCCCCAAGGACCUGAAAGAGGAAAUUGACAUUCGCCUCUCAAGGGUACAGGACAUUAAGUAUGAACCCCGGCUGCUGGCUGAAGAUGAUGCCAGGCUCCUGCAGCUAGAGACACCAGGAAGCCAAUGUUGCUAUAACUACUUGUACAGAAUGAAGGCACUGGAUGCAAUCAGAGCUUCUGAGAUCCCAUUUUAUGUAGAAGGCAGAUACCCCCAGUCCUUAAUGGGAAAGAAUUUCCAUGCCUACCUGUUGGAGCUGAGAAAUUCCAGCACUCCAUUCAGAGGCAUCCGCAAAACCUUGAUUGACACCCUCCUGGACGGGUAUGACACUGCACGCUAUGGAACAGGGGUCUUUGGGAAGACAGAAUAUCUGAAGUACCAGGGUGCCCUAAGUGAGCUCACGAACAUUAUCAAAGCACGAGGGGGCAGCAGCCAGAGGCAGCACCAGUCAGCAGCGAAGGAUCUCACGCUCUCGCCUGAUGUCUCCAACUCGGCCACCAUCCAGGUCACCUACCUGCCUUCCAGCCAGAAGAGCAAACGUGCCAAACACUUCCUGGAGCUGAAGAGCUUCAAGGACAACUACAACACGCUGGAGAGCACCCUGUGAGCUGCGGCAGGAGCACUGCUCCUGGGACCUGCCACCAAGAGCCCCUUGCUCGGUGGGGCAAGUCACAAGAGGCAUUUGGCAGCAGUUCAUGUCCAGGCGGCAGCUGGAAGGCGGGAAGUCACUGGGCUCAUGGAUCACUCACAGCUGCAUGGAAUUGGAUUUAACAGCAACAUCAUGGCUGGGGAUACCUGGCCUCUGGCAGGAGGCCCUUUCCAAAGCCGUGUACUGGCUGCAAAACAGGGAGAUGACCAGCAGCCGGCAUGGGCCUGUGUUUUGGGCUCUGAAGAGAUUCCAGACUCAAUCCCUUUUUAGUGGCUAGUGUCUCUCUGCAGUCCCUAGCCCUGUGAAUAGACUAUUUGAGUAGCUUUAGCAUAUUUAUAAAAGACACUGCUCGGGUCAGUGGUCCUGCAGCCCUCUGCACUGACUGCGAUGGCUCCAUUCGCUCCAUUGACCCUUCAUCACUCCCAGCAAUGGCUCGUGGGCUGAGGCCAGUGGUGAUUUCCAGCUCCCUUCCUAGAGCCACGGGCUGGGCUUUCCAAAGGGUAAAUGCCUUGUGAGGGUAGGUUCCCUCUGAUGCAAUGGGGGCCUGUGGUUCCAUCCUCCCACCCCUUGUCAGCCUGUUGAGCUUGAAUUGCCCUUUAGACCUGGGCGGGAUAUCGGGGCCUGGGGGGGGGUUGCCCUUGAUAACUUUAGCCUGUUUAAACCCCACCCAGACAGCAAAUGGCUCAAUGUCCUGCUCUCGGGGGGUGAGGGUGCUGCUGUUCACUGUCUCUUCCACACAUCCCAGCUGGGCAGCCGGGUGAAAACCUUCGCCUUCCCUCCCGCUCUCACCAGCACCUCGUUCCAUUCACCAUGGACUCCUCCAGGCCUUAAGGGGAAGGGGCUGCAGCAAGCAGCAGCUGACAAAAGUUCCCAGGCUGGAGGCAAGCUGUGUGCCAGUCACCCGGGCUUGGCAGACACCUGCUCUGGGCCGGAGGAGGCGCCCCGGCAGCCAGGCCUGCUCUCUCUCUCUCUCUCUCUCUUUUUAAAUUGCUGUUUAAUAAAAGGAAUGUUCCCCUGCA
Messenger RNA from Dermochelys coriacea (leatherback sea turtle), 2012 nucleotides. RefSeq names its product chromosome 24 C1orf43 homolog (gene LTAP1). The record is from RefSeq and is a predicted model, not a curated record. Bases 130 to 951 code for a protein of 273 amino acids. Lineage: Eukaryota; Metazoa; Chordata; Testudines; Dermochelyidae. Gene Ontology annotation, biological process: phagocytosis. The transcript has 7 exons.